AUGCGUUGGUUGCCGGCGCAAUUGCGAGGAUGUGGGACUGGGAGAAGGGACCACAUUGCUGCCGUUGUAGCUCGAACCUUUUUUUUACAGCGCUGCCAUGCGUCAUCGACGGCGUCGACUUUUGGGGCGCGUGACGGAGAGGGGCUUAACAACCGGGACACGGGGAAGCCUCGCCGCAGCAGUCGGGGCGGGACGAGCAGCCACAGGCCAAAGUUUGCGAGGAGAGGCGGUGGAGAAGGUCAGCAACUGGGCGAGAGCAAGAAGGAAGAGGAGGGAGCCUCAGCCACUACCAUCCAGGGCGGCAACAACAGCAGUGGGGGCUUUUCCCUUGGCAACGGCAUGGAGGUGCAGCAGCCGGCGCUCUCACCUUUUGUUGAAGAAGAUAAAAUAGGGGUAAAUGACGUGUUUUGUGGAAGAAAUGAGGCGCGGGCCUUCAAUGAGGACGCCUUGGUCUCUGCAAUUGAAGGGAUGCAUCAAACUCUAGCGUCGACGUCGCCUCCUUUUUUUCGGGGGGCUCCCGUCGUGGGUGCCUCCAGUUGUGGUAUGACGAGCAACGCGAAACUUGCAAAGGCACUUCAAAGGUGGCCGGAGGUGCUCCACCGUCUUCGGGCAAUCGCCUUGCCGCUCUUGUUGAAGGCCUCCGACACAACUCCGCCGUCUGUGUCUUCCGUGGCGGAGGCAUGCCAAGCUCUCACUGAAGCGCUUAUUGUUGUAGAUGAUGUCUCAAGGACGACAGGCAUGCGUGCAGAGCGCAUGUUUCCUGCCACUCUAGUUGUGGCACUGUGGAGCUGUCUUCCAAGGUUUUAUUUGCAAGCACAGCAUUUCUCCAGAGCACCCCAUGCCCAUGGGUCUUUAGCACCCGCGCUGGCUGAGGGUUUGCCGUCUUUCUGGUGGGAAUUCAAAAAUGCCAGACGGGCGCUUGCGCUGCGCACUCGCGAGUUAAAUGAUUUGUUAUUGCCGUCCGAUCUUGUGCGGGUGUUGGUGUGCAUGGAGCAAUGUGGAGCACUUUCCGAUGAUAUUAUUGGCCCGAUAGGGACGCAGCUGCUCCGGCGACACAAAACUUCUGCAGCUCCGCUUAAUGGUCCGCAGCAUGUCGCCACAAAUCACCUUUUAUCUGCACACUUUGUAGCGUCUGUUGUGGACAAGGAAGAAUCACCGUUUCAAGGCGACACUGCGCUUGCUUUUGCCCGUUUGCUUGGACGAGCAUACAUAGUGAAUCACUUUCAGUUGCACCGGCUCAUGCACACCAUUCUCCUACCCCAAGUGGUGGUGGCUCUGCAGGCCAGUGCCCCUGACGAGAUCAUUCUCUUUGAGUUGACGAGGUGCUAUAUCCGCUACGCCGUUUCGGGCAGUGCUGUAUCACAACUCACAGCUUUGUGGAUGCCGCACUUGUCUUGUAUGACACUAGACAAAUGCUCGGAGCUUCUGGGCAUUUUGGGUAAUGGUGGCGUUGGUCGUGUUGCCGUUGUCGCUGAAGAGGAUUAUUUUCCUCUGGUUGAGGCCGUUCUAAAACGGGCGUCUCUGUUGUUUCACCAUGAGCAUCAAAGCCGCUCUACUGGGGUGCCGCCCGCCGCCAAUUUGGUGCCCGGUGCCAUUGCGGAUGUGAGUACGGUGGUGAGUGCUGAUAGUGUGGUGAGGUUCAUUUGUGCUCUUGUGACGGUGAACUCCGUCCAUUGGGGGGAAAUGUACGUUUUGGCAGCAACGGCGUUGGAGCGGUCACUCGAUGGACUUUUCGUUUCCGAUGUGGUUCGCGUUACUAGGGCGCUUUUGCGUCGUAACUCCCACAUACCGUACCACUCCCUUCACUCUCGUUUGGCAAAUCGGCUCCUCAUUGACGAGGCGGCCCUGACGGACGUGAAAAUUGGGGGUCUGUCGUUGCUGGCCGCCGCGCUGAUGUCGUCGCCGUCGUCAACGCCACCUGCAACCUCUGUUUCUUCCAAUAAACAAUUACCGUGUGACAUGCAAACGGCUGUUUUGAAGAGCCCGGGCGGCGCUGAUCUCAUUGGGUUGGAUGGGGCUCGAGCACUUGCCGUGUUCCGACGUCAUGGGAAAAGGCUGGGCUUGCGGAGCUUUGCAGCCGCAAUGUGUGUGGCUCCACUGGCGCAGCUGCCACGUCGUUCUCAGGAAUCUGUCAUCAUGCACUUUACUUCCAUUUCCUCAGCGCUGGAGGUACCAUGGCUUGUGAGGGGGAUGAUGUCGUUGACCUCGCAGAUACCUGAGGCGGUGGAUCCGGUUUCGGUGCAACGUUGGUUUUCACGCUUUACGGCCGUUGAUGUCGCCCGCCAGUUGGACAUGGAACACGCGGCGAUGUUGUUGAGAAUUUUGUCCGACGAUGAAUACAGCCGUGAUUGCGCUUUGGCAAAGGAGAAAAUAGUAAAGCAUACCAGUACACUCUUAUUACAAGAGAGUGUUUCGUUGGAUGCGCUGAUUCCUCUAGUUGUCGCAUUGCAGCGUGCAAAUGUGUUUUUCCCCCACUUGUAUUCUCGUAUUUGUCGCAUUCUUCUUGCAAAUGUGCGCCAAACACCAUGGAGGCUACUUCUCCCUGUCUUUCACGUUGUGGCGGAUGAGUUUACGCGAAGACCACACGGGAAUGGAAGCGUUUUUCGCGAUGUAUGGGAGCAGCUUCGGACGCGUCUCAUGGAAGAGGCGGCAUCGUCGCUAGAGGCAGAGGAUGUUGUUUUGGCUCUUAAUGGGCUUGCGGCACUAGAUGUGAGCGAUCGUCGUGUGUUCUCCGUCCUGCUGCAUCGACUCUGGACGAUUUACCUAAGUGUUUGUGCCCCUACAGGGGCCGAGUACGGUUCUGCGACGGCGGAGACAUCGCCGAAACCGGUGGUAUGGAUGGAUAGCCUCCUUUCUGGCUGCACACCAAGCGCUCUUGCUGUUCUCAUCACCACACUCAUUUAUACAGGCCGUGGGAAAGUCAUUGAUGCGUUUAUGCCUUGGCUGCUGCUUCGCACUCGCCCCGUUGUGAAGGAUCUCUAUCCAAUUGACCUGCUUCAUCUCAUGCCGGCCUUAUUGUCUUGUUUCAUUGCUGCAAGCACAAUGGAUGGGGAUGCCAGCUGUGACCGUACCGCAUGGCUAUGUAGUCCUGUGAACCACACCAUUCUUCACACCACGUACGAUCAGUGCCGUGAGUUGUUUCUUCACAUGUAUGAGGAUGAGGCAACUGCCAAGGAUCCGACGGCAAUAAGGACUCAGCGAGCAGAGUGGACUCCAAAGGUACGUGUGUCGGUGUCAAGGGUGCCGCGAUACCUGUUUGCGGAGCUUCUUGUCGCACUUUGUCAGUGUGGGCUGCGUGACGAGGCCGUGGCCACGGCCUCUGCAUCGCGGGUGACGCGACGGUUGUGUAUGCAAUUACCCGUUGCGGAAUUGGUGGAUUUAACCAUGGCCCUCUGCUUCCACUUCCCGCCCCCACCAACACGGCUGGAAGAAGUCACGGUGAACGAUGAGGGGGGCGUCACGAGGGAUGAGAAGGGGGAACGCUACGAAAAAAAAAGGGAAGGGACGAAUUGCAUUUCUUCUUGCAAAAGUACAGAGGGAAAUGAUGUUGCUGCUGCGACGUCUUCAGCACCAGCCCCACACCAACGCUUUUUAUUACCUGUGCUGACUGCAUUGUGGGACCGGGCGGAGGAGUUGCAGUCCUCCCAUGUUGAUGCAUUGUUACGGUGUCUGCGACAUUAUUACGGUGAAAAGGUUGACGCGGACUUUUUGGAUCGUCUUUUGAAGCACAAGGAGGCGACGCUUGCCGGGGUGCAUGCGAGUCAUCGGCGGCCCCAGGACACCGCAGCGGCUGAGCAGGGACCAGCGAAUUUGGAUGAACCCACGGCGGAGGACCUUUUCGUGUCGUGA
This is a messenger RNA of Trypanosoma cruzi, 3849 nucleotides long. RefSeq lists its product as uncharacterized. The record is from RefSeq and is a predicted model, not a curated record. The transcript has a single exon. NCBI's taxonomy places the organism in Eukaryota, Euglenozoa, Kinetoplastea, Trypanosomatida, Trypanosomatidae. Bases 1 to 3849 code for a protein of 1282 amino acids.